Drosophila grimshawi is the source of this 1407-nucleotide messenger RNA. It is a transcript of the gene Cdk7, whose product is annotated as cyclin-dependent kinase 7. Gene Ontology annotation, cellular component: transcription factor TFIIK complex; transcription factor TFIIH holo complex; cytoplasm. Gene Ontology annotation, molecular function: cyclin-dependent protein serine/threonine kinase activity; ATP binding; RNA polymerase II CTD heptapeptide repeat kinase activity. Gene Ontology annotation, biological process: positive regulation of transcription by RNA polymerase II; protein phosphorylation. The record is from RefSeq and is a predicted model, not a curated record. Lineage: Eukaryota; Metazoa; Arthropoda; Insecta; Diptera; Drosophilidae. The transcript is spliced from 2 exons. The coding region runs from base 84 to 1145 and encodes 353 amino acids.
GUUUUGAUUGGUUGUUUUUGCCGGUUGCAUUCCAUCAAUUUGUAACUCGUUGCGACUGUCAGCAAUUUGAUAUUCUUGUUUUAAUGUUGCCAGUGGGAGAUGACAAAAAGGAUCGCUAUGCCAAGCUGUCCUUUCUCGGCGAAGGUCAGUUUGCCAUCGUUUAUAAGGCGCGCGACACUGUAACGAGUCAAAUUGUAGCAGUAAAGAAGAUGAAGACGGGCAGCCGGGAUGAGGCACGUGAUGGCAUCAAUCGCACCGCAAUGCGUGAGAUAAAAAUCUUGCAGGAGCUGCAGCAUGAGAACAUUAUCGGGUUGCUCGAUGUCUUUGGGCGAUUGUCGAAUGUUUCGCUUGUGUUCGAUUUCAUGGACACCGAUCUGGAGGUGAUCAUCAAGGAUAAUAAGAUAAUACUCACACAGGCAAACAUUAAGGCAUACGCGAUAAUGACGUUGCGCGGCCUCGAAUAUCUCCAUGUCAAUUGGAUACUCCAUCGCGAUCUAAAGCCGAACAACUUGCUGGUGAACAGCGAUGGCAUCUUGAAGAUUGGUGAUUUUGGUUUGGCCAAAUCGUUUGGUUCGCCCAAUCGCAUCUAUACGCAUCACGUGGUCACCCGUUGGUAUCGCUCACCGGAGCUCCUCUUUGGCGCCCGUCAUUAUGGCACCGGUGUCGAUAUGUGGGCCGUUGGCUGCAUUCUAGCCGAGCUCAUGUUGCGUGUACCAUUUCUGCCCGGUGACUCCGAUCUGGAUCAGUUGACGCGCAUCUUUAGCGUCCUCGGCACACCGACACCGAACGAAUGGCCGCAUGUCAGUAAACUCCAUGAUUAUUUACAAUUUCGUAACUUUGUUGGCACACCACUGGAAAAUAUAUUCACUGCUGCCGGCAAUGAUAUGAUCACAUUGAUGCGUCGCCUCUUUGCCAUGAAUCCGCUAAAGCGUUGCUCCUGUCGCGAGGCACUUAGCAUGCCCUAUUUUCACAAUAAGCCCGCGCCCACAGUUGGACCCAAGCUGCCAAUGCCAUCGGCCAUACUGGCGGCCAAGGAGGGCACCAAUCCAGCUGCCGCCGGCGAUGAGAAGCCCGCCCUCAAGCGCAAGGUCGUCGAGACAACGGUGCGCGGCAAUGUAAUGCCCCAAAAGAAGCUGAUGUUUUGAUGGCAUCCCGCCAUCCUAUAUGUUCAUUAAUACAUUCUAUCUAUUCAUUCAGUGUUUAUCUAUCUAGUUUCCAACGCUCGAGCGAUUGAUUGGCAGGUUGUUAAUUAUAAGAGUAUAAAAUAAAAAAUGUUCCAUAAACAAAUCCUUAUCGUCUGCUCGAAUCCAAAUUUGAUUGGAAAACAAAUACAAUAAAAAAUCCACAAGAUUCUAAUAUGGCAGCUGAAUAGAUUUGUGAUAUAUUAUAAAAUGCUUGAUUAAUAAC